Messenger RNA from Salvelinus fontinalis (brook trout), 8504 nucleotides. RefSeq names its product lysophospholipid acyltransferase 5-like. The transcript has 12 exons. The record is from RefSeq and is a predicted model, not a curated record. NCBI's taxonomy places the organism in Eukaryota, Metazoa, Chordata, Actinopteri, Salmoniformes, Salmonidae. Gene Ontology annotation, cellular component: membrane. Gene Ontology annotation, molecular function: lysophospholipid acyltransferase activity; 1-acylglycerophosphocholine O-acyltransferase activity. Gene Ontology annotation, biological process: phosphatidylcholine biosynthetic process; lipid modification. Bases 5461 to 6618 code for a protein of 385 amino acids.
GCGUGCUUUUGUGUGUGUGUUCCCAAACAAGGACCAGUUGCGCUCUGAGGCGGCUGAUGUUGGUGGGAUUUGGAGGAUGAUGGAGGCAACAUGGGAAAGAGCCUCAGAUCCACAAAGUCCCUUCCACCAGGUGGCUGAUGAGAUAUUGGCACGACUGCCAUAUUGCAUCUCCAUCCCAAAGCCCUUGCUUGGAAGUGUACAGUUGUGGCCAAAAGUUGAGAAUGACACAAAUAUUCAUUUCCACAAAGUUUGCUGCUUCAGUGUCUUUAGAUAUUUGUCAGUUGUUAUUAUUAAUUACUGACUGACUACUGAAUUAUAAUUACAAGUGUCAAAGGCUUUUAUUGACAAUUACAUGUAGUUGAUAUUUUUGUUUGAUAUUUGCAGUGUUGACCCUUCUUUAUUAAGAGCUCUGCAAUCCGCCCUGGCAUGCUGUCAAUUAACUUCUGGGCCACAUCCUGACUGAUGGCAGCAUAAUCAAUGCUUGGAGUUUGUCAGAAUCUGUAGGUUUUUGUUUGUCCACCCGCCUCCUUAAGGAGUCUGGCCAUGGACCCAAAAUAUCGAUGUUUUGUUCCCCGAGCCACUUAGUUAUCACUUUUACCGUAUGGCAAGGAGCUCCAUCAUGCUGGAAAAGGCAUUGUUCGUCACCAAACUGUUCCUGGAUGGUUGGGAGAAGUUGCUCUCAGAGGAUGUGUUGGUACCAUUCUAUUCAUGGCUGUGUUCUUAGGCAAAAUUGUGAGUGAGCCCACUCCCUUGGCUGAGAAGCAACCCCAUACAUGAAUGGUCUCAGGAUGCUUUACUGUUGGCAUGACACAGGACUGAUGGUAGAGCUCACCUUGUCAUCUCCGGACAAGCUUUUUUUCCGGAUGCCCCAAACAAUCAGAAAAGGGAUUCAUCAGAGAAAAUGACUUUACCCCAGUCCUCAGCAGUCCAAUCCCUGUACCUUUUGCAGAAUAUCAGUCUGUCCCUGAUGUUUUUCCUGGAGAGAAGUGGCUUCUUUGCUGCCCUUGACACCAGGCCAUCCUCAAAGUCUUCACCUCACUGUGCGUGCAGAUUCACUCACACCUGCCUGCUGCCAUUCCUGAGCAAGCUCUGUCCUGGUGGUGCCCCAAUCCCGCAGCUGAAUCACCUUUAGGAGACGGUCCUGGCGCUUGCUGGACUUUCUUGGGCGCCCUGAAGCCUUCUUCACAACAAUUGAACCGCUCUCCUUGAAGUUCUUGAUGAUCAGAUAAAUGGUUGAUUUAGGUGCAUUCUUACUGGCAGCAAUAUCCUUGCCUGUGAAGCCCUUUUUGUACAAAGCAAUGAUGACUGCAUGUGUUUCCUUGCAGGUAACCAUGGUUGACAGAGGAAGAACAAUGAUUCCAAGCACCACCCUCCUUUUCAAGCUUCCAGUUUGUGAUUCGAACUGACUGAUCUCCAGCCUUGUCCUCGUCAACACUCACACCUGUGUUAACGAGAGAAUCACUGACAUGUCAGCUGGUCCUUUUGUGGCAGGGUUGAAAUGCAGUGGAAAUGUUUUUGGGGGAUUCGGGUUCAUUUGCAUGGCAAAGAGGGACUUUGCAAUUCAUCUGAUCACUCUUCAUAACAUUCUGGAGUAUAUUGCCAUCAUACAAACUGAGCGAGCAGACUUUGUGAAAAUUAAUAUUUGUGUCAUUCUCAACUUUUGGCCACGACUGUACAUCGCCACACAGCCAAGAACCUUGCUCUCAUCCAGGCCAAGGUGGCGAGACACGGUAGUGAUGACACCAUAGGCCUUGUUGAUCUCUGCACCAGACAGGAUGCUCUUGCCAGCAUAUUUGGGGUCCAACAUGUACACUGCGGCUUGUAUGGGCUUCAGGCAGAAGUCGUCACACUUUUUGAUGCAUUUCAGAACUGCAGUUCCCUCUGCUUGGAGCAACAGUGAAGUGGGCAGGGCAGUAUGGAUUUCUCCUCUUACAUCUGCAAGCAGAGUCUGAACAUCAGACAGGGUGGCAUUGUAUCCCUCAAUCUGUGCAAUGGCUACUGCUAUAGGUUUCAGGCUGCUUACCACUCUCUCCCAAAAUACAUCAUCCAGGAGGAUCCUCUUGAUGGGGCUAUCCAUAUCAGCAUACUGUGAUAGGGCCAUUUCUUGGAGAGACUCCUUCCCCCCCAGGAGACUGUCAAACAUGAUGACAACACCACCCCAACGGGUGUUGCUGGGCAGCUUCAAUGUGGUGCUCUUAUUCUUCUUGCUGCUUGGUGAGGUAGAUUGCUGCUAUAACUUAAUGACUGCCUUCAGCUCAUCUGCAAUGUAGAGACCGGUGUGUCUGUUGUCCCUUGUGUCUGUGCUCUUGUAGAAUACUGUUUGAGGGGUUGAGAUGAUGUAGUUAAUUAUUCCUUGCCCACGAACAUUCAACCACCAAUCAGAGAUGAUUGCAAUACAGUCGGCUUUCUCUAUGAUUUGCUUGACAUCCACUUGAACUCUGAACUCUGCAUCCAGCAAAUGAGUAGAUAAAGCCUGUCUGGUUGGAGGGGUGUAUGCUGAGCGACGAACAUUCAGAAAUCUCUUCCAAUACCUGUGAGCAUCAGAGGUGAACCAGUUGCAUACACCGCUCAGGCAAGAUAUUCAUAAGCAUUUCUCUGACUACGUUCCUCCACAGAUUCAAAAAAACUUCUGAUUCCAGGAAGACCAUGAGCUGUUGCAAUCGAUAAGGUGUCUGAUUCAUCAUUUUCACCUCGAAUAGAAGUAGAGGGACUUGUCAGAGGUUGCUGAACUUUAUGCACUUGGCCAGAUGAUUCUGCAUCUUGACAUUCUUCAUAUAUGAUUUGGCACAGUAUUUGCAAAUUUAGACAGCUUUUCCUUCAACAUUAGCUGCAGUGACAUGUCACCACACAUCAGAUGGUGCCCGUGGUAAAGAUUAGAAAAACGUUUUUAAAAUCAAUGCAAUUUCAUGUAGAGCUAAAUAGUUAAGCAGUUAGAUUAAACAACUCCUUUUGUAAGAUAAAUGUUUUAAGAUGAAACAUGUAUGGAAACAGGUGAAAUAACACUCAGUUAGCAGGAUCAAGUAAGCUAAAACACAUGGUAGCAAAAACAAACUAGCAGAAAUUGUUAGAAAGGAUUUAAACACACUUUGCUGUAGGCUACUAUUUACUUGUUAACAAAAAAUAAGAAUGUGAAAUGUCAGAAUAAUAGUAGAGAAUGAUUUAUUUCAGCUUUUAUUUCUUUCAUCACAUUCCCAGUGGGUCAGAAGUUUACAUACUCAAUUAGUAUUUGGUAGCAUUGCCUUUAAAUUGUUUAACUUGGGCCAAAUGUUUUGGGUAGUCUUCCACAAGCUUCCCACAAUAGGUUGGGUGAAUUUUGGCCCAUUCCUCCUGACAGAGCUGGUGUAACUGAGUCAGGUUUGCAGGCCUCCUUGUUCACACACGCCUUUUCAGUUCUGCCCACAAUUUUUUUUAUAGGAUUGAGGUCAUUGCUUUGUAAUGGCCACUCCAAAACCUUGACUUUGUUGUCCUUAAGCCAUUUUGGAAGUAUGCUUGGGGUCAUUGUCCAUUUGGAAGACCCAUUUGCGACCACGCUUUAACUUCCUGACUGAUGUCUUGAGAUGUUGCUUCAAUAUAGCCACAUAAUUUUCCUUCCUCGUGAAGCCAUCUAUUUUGUGAAGUGCACCAGUCCCUCCUGCAGCAAAGCACCCCCACAACAUGAUGCUGCCACCCCUGUGCUUCACGGUUGGGAUGGUGUUCUUUGGUUUGCAAGCCUCCCCCGUUUUCCUCCAAACAUAACAAUGGUCAUUAUGGCCAAACAGAUCUAUUUUUGUUUCAUCAGACCAGAGGACAUUUCUCCAAAAAGUACGAUCUUUGUCCCCAUGUGCAGUUGCAAACCGUAGUCUGGCUUUUUUGUGGCGAUUUUUGGAGCAGUGGCUUCUUCCUUGCUGAGCGGCCUUUCAGGUUAUGUCGAUAUAGGACUCGUUUUACUGUGGACAUAGAUACUUUUGUACCUGUUUCCUCCAGCAUCUUCACUUUGCUGUUCUGGGUUUGAUUUGCACUUUUCGCACCAAAAUACGUUCAUCUCUUGGAGACAGAACACGUCUCCUUCCUGAGCGGUAUGCCGGCUGCAUGGUCCCAUGGUGUUUAUACUUGCGUACUAUUUUUUUGUACAGAUGAAUGUGGUACCUUUUUUUAGGCGUUUGGAAAUUGCUCCCAAGGAUGAACCAGACUUGUGGGUCUUUUUUUUUUCUUCUUUUGAUUUUCCCAUGAUGUCAAGCAAAGAGGCACUGAAUUUGAAGUUAGGCCUUGAAAUACAUCCACAGGUACACAGGCUAAUUGACAUCAUUAGAGUCAAUUGCAUAUCAGAAGCUUCUAAAGCCAUGACGACAUUUUCUGGAUUUUUCUAAGCUUUUUAAAGGCACAGUCAACUUAGUGUAUCUAGACUUCUGACCCACUGGAAUUGUGAUUAAGUGAAAUAAUCUGUCUGUAAUGACUUGUCAUGCACAAAGUAGAUGUCCUAACCGACUUACCCAAACUAUAGUUUGUUAACAAGAAACUUGUGGAGUGGUUGAAAAACGAGUUUUAAUGACUCCAACCUAAGGGUAUGUCAACUUCCGACUUCAACUGUGUGUCAUAAAAUAUAUUCACCCCACCCAGUAUUGUAAUCAAAACUUACCAGAAAGCAUGUAGUCCUUGGCUCAGACAGUGUAGAAGUGUGGGCUCAAUAGCAUCUCAUUAGUGUGUGAGAUCUUGAGAAUCAGCUGUACAUGUGAUGGAAGAAAGCACUGUGCAUGCAGAGGGUUGCAAUUCCAUUGAAUUGAGGAUAGCUUAACCAAAAUAUGCCACAAGAUCUAGAAUUGCCUUAUGUCCAUCCCACAAAAAAGGUUCACUGUUAUAAGGUUAUUUUUUUAAACGAAUUUAAGCAAGAUGCCCAAAUUUCCCAGGCUUUAAUUCCAAUAGAAAAUUUCUGGGGAAAUUCCAGAAAGUUUCUGACCCAUACAUUUUAGAAUGAGGCUGUAACGUAACAGAAUGUGGAAAAGGUCACAGUGUCUCUCACUGUUCAAGUAAACCUACCAUUAAAAUGAUAGACUGAUCAUUUCUUUGUCAGUGGGAAAACAUACAAAAUCAGCAGGGGAUCAAAUACUUUUCCCUCUCAGUGUGUGUGUGUAUGUAUGUAUGUAUGUAUGUAUGUAUGUAUGUAUGUAUAUGUGUAUUUUGCUCAAAACACCCCAGGGGCCGCAUUGAGUCGGCUGUAUGUUAGACCUUGAGCUAGUCCAGCCGUGUCAAUCAUUAAAUUUGUACGCUAUAGCUAGCCUAACCAGUAACCACCAAGUCAUGAGUAAUUGUGAAGAAGUAAAGAGACUGACUGAGUGAGUCUAGAGAAGGAUGGUUUGAUGUUUACAUAAGGGUAGGGGAUUAAUAACACAACAUUUUUCCCCCCCUUGUUCUCUGCUGCACUUGGAUUUUACAGCAGGCACACAGCUCUAUCACUCUGCAUUAUGCGUCCUUGUCCAGUUCCUGAUGAUGAGGCUUAUGGGAAGGACGAUAACAACCGUCCUGGCCAGCUUUAUUUUUCAAAUGGCAUACCUGCUGUCAGGCUACUACUACACAGCUACAGAAGAAUACGAUAUCAAAUGGACCAUGCCCCAAUGUGUCCUUGCACUCAAACUUAUCGGUUUGUCAUUUGAUUACUAUGACGGUGGCCAGGAACCAUCCAAGUUGAAUGAGGAGCAGAAGAGGUCAGCCCUGGCCAAUGUUCCCUCUCUGCUGGAGGUUAUCGGAUUCUCCUACUUCUACGGAGGCUUUCUGGUGGGACCCCAGUUCACACUGCGCAGCUACCAGAGGCUAGUCAAAGGGGAGCUCACCGACUGCCCCGGACAGCCACCUAACAGUGUUAUACCUGCUAUGAAGCGGUUCUCCCUCGGCCUCCUCUGCCUGGUGAUCUACGCAAUAUUUAGUCCGCACUACCCAGAUAGCUAUUACCUAACAGAUGAGUACGACGCGCAGCCGUUCUGGUACCGCUGUGUCUUCAUCCUCCUUUGGGCCAAAGUCAUCCUGUACAAAUAUGUUAGCUGCUGGGUCAUAGCGGAGGGCGUCUGUAUACUCUCUGGGCUCGGCUAUAAUGGGCUGGGUCAGAAUGGCGAGCACCAAUGGGACGCCUGCGCAAAUAUGAAAGUGUGGACGUUUGAGACCACACCCCUUUUCACAGGCACCAUCGCCUCCUUCAACAUAAACACCAAUGCCUGGGUGGCCAGGCACGUGUUUAAGCGGUUGAAGUUCCUGGGUAAUAAGCUCCUGUCUCAGGUGACCGCGCUUGCGUUCCUGGCCAUCUGGCAUGGCACGCACUCUGGAUACCUCCUCUGCUUCUCCAUGGAGUUCAUCAUCGUAAAUGUGGAGAGACAGGCCCAAGCGCUGGUGAGGGACAGUCCCCUGCUGACCCGCCUGGCCAACAGUCCUCUCUACCCCCUCAUCUACCUGGUCCAGCAGUUCAUCCACUGGCUCUUCAUGGGCUAUCCUUUGGUGCCCUUCUGCCUCUUCACCUACGACAAGUGGCUCAGGGUGUACUCAUCCAUUUAUUUCUGCGGCCACAUAUUCUUCUUCACAUUGUAUCUAGGCAUCCCAUAUCUCCGCAAGGUGCUGGUACCUAGAAAAGAACGGAGCGAGAAAAAGGAGGACUAGAACUAUGUUAGGUCUCUGGCUGAAUCUCCACCCAGGAUGUGACUGAAGGGAACUGUGACUUUUAACUAGGAGCAGAUCAGAAAAUAUUUUAAAGCCUUUAAUAUUAUUUGUGUACACUUUUUUUUUUUUUUUCUAUUUAUUUUAGUGUUUUGGACGGGACGCACGUUUUUUUGGGACUAGGGAGAUGAGGGUACAGGAAAUAACCUUUGUGCCACAAUUGUGAGCCAAUCAGGGGGUGUUCUCUUGAUUUUAGAGAACUUGACUGACGUCUUGUAUACACAGAAUAUUGCACUUACCACUCACGGGCUCUGGGUUUGUAGACGGCUCUGUUUUUAUGAUCUCUCUUGUUUCAACCCUCCCCUCACGUCCAUAUAGACUGAGUAUGCAAAACAUCCUAAUAUUGAGUUGCACCCCCCCCACAGCCUCAAUUCGUCGGGCAUGGACUCUACAAGGUGUUGAAAGCGUUCCACAGGGAUGCUGGCCCAUGUUGACUCCAGUGCUUCCCACAGUUGUGUCAAGUUGACUGGAUGUCCUUUGGUUGGUGGACCAUUCUUGAUACACACGCUAAACUGUUGUGUGAAAAACCCAGCAGCGUUGCAGUUCUUGACACAAGCCGGUGCACCUGGCACCUACUACCAUACCCCGUUCAAAGGCACUUAAAUAUUUUGUCUUGCCCAUUCACCGUCUGAAUGGCACACAUACACAAUGCAUGUCUCAAGGCUUAAAAAUCAUUCUUUGUCCUGUCUCCUCCCCUUCAUCUACACUGAUUUUGAAGUGAAUUUAACAAGUGACAUAAAUAAGGGAUCUUAGCUACGCCUGAUUCACCUUGUCAGUCUGCCAUGGAAAGAGCAGGUAUUCUUAAAGUUUUCUCUACUCGGUGUAGAAAGAACCUGCACAGACAUGGCUAUGGUUCAGGCACAACAGAAAUGUAUUUGGCACUUUCAGAUUUUAUGUUAACAUGCAUUUUGUUGAGAGAACAAAAAAAACAAGGAUUGCUGCUCUGAUGGGAAUUAUAUAUUUUUGGGGAGGAGUGUUUUCAUUGAUCCGUUGGCCAACACUCACAAGAAGCACUGUAAAACACUGUACACACUAACACGUGACUCAAAUGGCCUUGUAUUAUCAACGAAUGUUUUUACAUUUAUUCUGGUUUCAAUUCAGAUUUUGUUUCCGUUAUUUCGUGAUGAGACUGGAUUUUAUAGCUCUUUUAGGAGGGUUUUAUGAUAGACCAUUUUUGUAGCUUUGGAUAAGAUUCCAUGAAGGGGUUUCAAUGCUUUCCUCUUCCCCAUCCCCCUCUCCUCAUGGCUUUUUCCUCCUCCCCAUCCCCCUCUCCUCAUGGCUUUGUCUGCCAUUCACCAUCCUCCUCUCACUCCAUUGCCACCCCACACCCUUCCUGGCUGUCUCUGAACAAACUGGAAAACAAACUCACAACAGGUAACCAAAACCACCACUUUUACAUUGAGUGACAUCACCAUACCAAUGUCAACAGCAUCACCAGUGGUCUCCAGUGAGAUCUAGCACCUUCCUCUAUCUUUCUUAGGACUUGGUCAAAAUUCUCCCUAACCACUGGCACCAAGGUCAGAUCUAGAAUGUUUGACCUGUCAGCUACCCUGUUCUUACAUCUGUGUUGAGGCAACUUCUACCACUAUCCUUUUCCAAUGCAGAGACACAUUGGGAGAGCAGUGACUCACUGUAGCAACAACCCAGAUUUGAAUAAUAUUUAUACUUGUGGUAAUAAUUAAUUGAUGUGAAUUAAUUGUUAUUCCAGAGACUACUUUUUUGCCUUAUUGCUACCAAAUGUACAAAGGAAAAGAGAAAUGGGGGGAAAAAAAGAAUUUUAAACAAACUUUUUGUAAUGUUCAUUAAAAUGCUGGAUUUUAAAAACCAAA